UUAAUAUGUGCAGCUUUAUUGUUGUUUUAUAAUUUUUAGUAAAAUUUUUACUUAGUACUCUUAUUUUUGUGUACUCUGUCCUGUAUCAAUACUCCUUGAUUUUAUUAUAUACAUAACAUGAUGUGACAUUUAAAGCUGUGAUUGUUUUAACUAUGUGAAGCACAUUGGGCUACCGUUGUGUAUGAAAUGGGCUAUAUAAUAAACUUGACUAGUAGGAAAAUUGUUUACCUAAAAAUGUUGUCAAAUUCUCAUUUUAGUGUCCGGAGACAUUGUUGCAGCUGCGUAACUAAGCCCUAUUCUGCACAUUUUAUUCUGAAAAGUUUGUAUGUCUUCAGAGUCUCACUAAGAAGUUCUCAGUGAUAAUGCCAUCAUUCUGCAAAAGCCUGGAGACAAAGUGAUCAGACUCUCCCAUUCUGCAGAUGGGGCCACAGAUGGCAGAGGUCUUAAAACUGGCUGUGGAAGAAACUCAUCACGCUGUCAACUAGGGCUGCAACAACGAAUCGAUGAAUUCGAUGAAAAUCGAUUACUAAAAGCGUUGGCAACGAAUUGCGUCAUCGAUUCGUUGUGUUGCGCAACUCUUCCAAAAGCCCCCUCCCCUCCCGCCCGCCGUUGCGCGCAGACCGGUGGAGAGCCGGCAGGUGUUUGUAAGAGGAACAUGGCAGAAGCAGCGAGACCCCAAAAAAGUUAAAACUUCUAAAGUUUGGGAGCAUUUUCAGUUAAAUCAGGCGAAGACAUGCAACGUUUGUAGGUCAGACUUAGCAUGGCACGGGGAUACUACGGUGAUGAUGCAGCGUCUUAAACGCAAGCAUGUCAGAAUCAUCAGCGAGGAAGGAGAGAGCUCGGUGUCCGGGUGGAUGCCGUGAUGCCAUUUGGAUGCCUGGCCCUACGAGAUGGGCGGACCUAUAAUAACAUCUCGGAUGUCAUGGACAAAUAUGAGUUUGGACAAGUGCUUCGAGCGAAGGAGUUCUGUGAGCUGUGCCUGGUAAAGGACAGACAAACAGAAAAGGUGUUCGUCUGCAAGAAAUUCCUCAAGAAAGAUGGCAGGAAAGUCCGAAAGGCCGCCAAGAAUGAGAUCAUGAUCUUGAAAUUAGUCAAUCAUCCAAACAUCCUCCAGCUGAUCGACACAUUUGAGACCCGAAAAGAAUACUUGAUCAUCCAGGAGCUUGCCACAGGGGGAGAUGUAUUUGACUGGAUUCUGGACCAAGGCAAUUACACAGAAAGAGAUGCCUCCAAUGUCAUCAAACAAGUCCUGGAGGCCGUGGCAUAUUUACACUCCCUCAACAUUGUUCACAGGAACCUAAAGCUCGAAAACCUGAUGUACUACACAGAAAACAACCAUAACAGGGUAGUUCUGCGAGAUUUUUACCUGUCCAGAUUUGAGAACGGACCCAUCACAGAGCCCUGUGGAACACCUGAGUACCUAGCUCCUGAAGUGGUAGCUCGUCAUCGAUACGGUCGACCAGUGGACUGCUGGGCUGUGGGUGUGAUCACGUUUAUACUCUUGUCUGGAAAUCCUCCUUUUUAUGACGAAACAGAGGAGGAAAACACAGAUCUACAUAAUCGAAUCAUCUUCUGUCGGAUUGUUGCCGGGGACUUUGAGUUCGAUUCUCCCUAUUGGGAUGACAUAUCACCUGCAGCCAAAGAACUUGUGUGUCGACUUAUGGAAGUGGACCAGAUGUUGAGAAUCUCAGCUCAAGAUGCACUUCGACAUGAAUGGAUUGCAGGGAAUGGUGCAUCAGAGAAAAACUUGAAGGAGGGUGUGUGUGCCCAGUUUGAGAAGAACUUUGCCAAGGCCAAAUGGCGGAAAGCCAUCCGUGUAACCACCUUCAUGCAAAGGCUGAAGAACUCGGAGGCACUGACUGAUGCUUCAGCAGAAGUUCAGGGUGGUGAAGGGGGCACUUCCCAAGCAACAAGUGAUGAGGGAGAGAAAGGAACCAAUGAUGGAGGGGUCACAUCAAGCAGUGUGUCUUUAGAGGUCACGGUUGAAAAUGCACAAGGCGGCAUCGUCAAGGAUGAAAGCACCAAUAACAUGGAAGAAAUUUUGGAAGAGGUGAAUGUGCCUACAGGCCUCUCUGUUGGAACUUCCCCAUCAGAUGUUCAGGACCCUCUUGGCCAAUCAUAUUUGGCACCUAAGCCUGCACAGGAGGAGCUCAACAAGUCUAGCAUGAAGAAAGGAGCAGGAGAUGGAACCAGGAAAAUUGCUGCCAACUUGGGUCAAAAUAAAGUUGUUCCAGAGGUGAAAAAGACUCAGGAGAUGGCCCCGGAACCAUCAAAGGUGUUAGAAAGUUCUUUGGCCACAGAUGUUGACAAAAAACAAACAUCAGCCUCUCCUGGGCACAAAAGCAAGCACAAGAUGGCUGCAACACUUCAUGGCCCUCUUACAACAACAUCUUCCCCACCAGAGAAGCGACCGACCACUCAAAAUGUACAGAAGGAUGAAACUGAUGGAAGCUGGUGUCAGACACAACUGCCUGAAGCAGUGGCAGAAAGGUCAAUAGGAACACCAGUUAGUUCAGCAGUGGGAGUGGGGGCUGGAGUGGAUGCAGGAAUAGCAGUUAGGUCAAGAGGUGAUGUUAGUCCCGUAGGUAGAAGAGAUAGGGAUGCCAAAAAAACAGACAGAUACAGUGCUGAGUUUAGCACAGCCAGGACUGCUGCUGCACCAGGACAUGGUUGUUAUACAGCCGGCAGCUCUGCUAGUUUGGGCCGUCAUGCCACGCCAUACAACCCAGAAGCUGUGUCUGUGGGGAUUGGGAUAGCAGGGAGCUUUGGGAGUCCAUACAGUUCCCUUUACACAAGCGGAGGAGGGGUAGGGAUGUAUAGGACAGGCCUACACCAUGCAGGAGGGGGAAGCAGUGCAACAAGCGACUGGAAAAUGGACAGCGUCAUUGAGCAAAUUGAAAAGCAAAUGGUUGCAGUGCUCGAAAAGAUUGAGGGAGACAUGCCUUCACUGCUCGAGCAAAUAAGUGACUGUCCUACUGAACCAGCACGUUCUAGGAGCACGCACGCCUCUCCUGCCACCGUCCGUGCACGUCCAACUCAACAUUCCUCAGCCUCGACCACCCCUCCACCGCUUCCCACUUCUCCAAGACCUGCGCUCCCAUCUCUCCCUCACCUUGCCAUUCCUCCUCCGUCUUAUCCACCACCAUCUCCACCCACACAGGCCUCACCCCAGUCUGUCAGGGGCAGACUGGGGUGAGGGCAAGGAUGGACAGAGAGCUGCUGCUCAUCCAAGCCAAUCACCAAAAGCUGGCAUGAACUGGGGGCUUUAAAGAUAAUGUGCAUGAUGUUAUACACAAUUACAAAGCACCUAAAAAUGGAUUUAUUAUUUAUUUGGGAGUGUUAAAGGAUUCCCUCUCACUGAGAAAUGGAACGUACUUGAUAACCAAAAGUAUCUAAACAAUGUUAUUAUGGUUGUAAAUGCAGAUCAAAUUACUGUUUUGGUAGCCUCCCAAAUGAAGGUUAGGGUAUAAUAUCUCCCCGCCUGUCAACGGCAAAAAACGAGAACUCCAGAUGUUUUCACUUCUUAAAUCCAGAUUGUGUGCCUCAGUAUCAGCCUGAGGCACACAAUCAUCACAGCCCCAUUCAAACAUGAAGACAUUGUAUUAUAUCAAUCUACAAAAGUAAGAAGAGUGUGAAUCAAAUUAACAAGCAACUGCAAGCGAUAACACCUGAUCAAAUCCUAUAAACUGUAAAUACGUAUAAAAAGUUAGUUUCCUUAUGAUUACCUUGUUUCCAAGAUGUUAACCUCUUCUUGUUGAAAUUAUCAUUUUAAGCAGCUUAUCCCAUAUCCAUGUUUUUCAUUUCCUUUUGUUACGUAGCUCGUCAUUUUCCUGUAGGGCUUAGUCACACAGUUGUCUCAAAGUACCCAAAACGCAGCUGAUCAAACGAUACACUACCUGAUAGAAAGUUGCCACAUUAUGUACAUCAGGUUGAUGAAACUGAGUUUUGGGAGAUCCUAUCUUGUUAGAAAGCUGUGUGAAGCAUUUUUAGAUGCAAGAUUGCGUAUAAAGGUUUUGCAAUCACACAGGCACGUGUUUGGUUUUAAAGUUUUAGAAAAAAUAAAAAGCUUGCAAACUUAGUUUUCACUUUUCUCUAGUUUUGUCUAUGUAUACACUUUGGUAAUGUCAUUUUAAAAAGAAAUUUUUAUUUGCU
Molecule: messenger RNA, 4152 nt
Organism: Nothobranchius furzeri (turquoise killifish)
Lineage: Eukaryota; Metazoa; Chordata; Actinopteri; Cyprinodontiformes; Nothobranchiidae
Source: RefSeq, a predicted model, not a curated record